Westerdykella ornata is the source of this 2937-nucleotide messenger RNA. Its product is annotated as WD40 repeat-like protein. The record is from RefSeq and is a predicted model, not a curated record. NCBI's taxonomy places the organism in Eukaryota, Fungi, Ascomycota, Dothideomycetes, Pleosporales, Sporormiaceae. The transcript is spliced from 2 exons. Gene Ontology annotation, molecular function: protein binding; RNA binding. The coding region runs from base 1 to 2937 and encodes 978 amino acids. Gene Ontology annotation, biological process: positive regulation of rRNA processing; positive regulation of transcription by RNA polymerase I. Gene Ontology annotation, cellular component: nucleolus.
AUGGUGAAUGGAACACCGCAGACAAGUACCACGGCAUCGCUCUCGAAAAAGGAGAGGAAACGGCAAGCUAAAGCAGCAGCGACCUCAGCCGCCGCAGGCAAGACGCCAAACGGUACCCCGCACGAGACCCCGAAAGUGAAGGAACAUCAACAGACGCCGUCAGUCAGGAAUAGAAAAUCAGAUGUACAGCAGGGGAUUGCGCACAAGAGCGAGGCGUCAGUGACGAAAACAAGGGAAGAGGAAGGUCUCGCCUCACAGCAGCACUCAACUCUUGCGAAACCGAAAAGCAAGAACAAGAAAAAAUCGACGUCUCUUUAUUCGAUGAUCUCCAUGGGACCGCGUUUUCUACGUCAAGAUCCUGUUUUCACGGCCGAUGAGAAACAUGUUAUCUUGUCUGAUGAUAAAUCGCUUAAGGUGUAUGAGGUCGAAACUUCAACCCUCGCCCAGUCAAUAUCAAAGCCCUCACCGUUUAUAUCCGCCUACGCUCUGUCCGCCUCAAAUACGAAUCAAGUCUAUACCGCAAGCGCUAGCGGCUUGAUAAGUCUCUGGGACUGGACGCUGGGUAAGAUCAUCGGACGCUGGGACGUAGGGGCACAUGUUCGGAGUAUCAGCGUUGUCAAAGACCCAGCGACCAACAUGGAUCUAGUCUUCACCCAUGAAACAUCCUCCCGGCACAACGUGAUCAACGUUCACGCUCUCCGGACGCGUGAGCAGGGUGCACCUACAGAGCUCAAGGAAAUCUAUAAACGAAAGAGGUCCAAUAUCAGUGGGUUCCAAGUUCUACUAAGCGGCAAGAUCGUAGUCGUCUCCGUCGAUAAGUCGAUCUUGGUUGGGACGCGCUCUGAAUCUCACAAGUCUGCUCUGCAGGAGUACGUCUAUGUGUGGCGCGAGUUUCAGACUUCGAUGCGUGUCACUGCGUUUGAUGCCUAUGUACGCACACCGUCGAACCCGGAAGGCAAAGCAUCGGCGACGAAGUCCAGAGAUCAUCUUGAUCUCGUAGUGGGCGAUCAAGAGGGUGCUAUACUGUGGUUCGAAGAUAUCCUAGCGUCGUUUGCGAGAUUGGAGAAGAGCCGCAAGGAAGGCGCAAGGUCCAACACAGACCUUGAUAUGCUCAGACCCAAACGUCUUCACUGGCACAGAGAGGCCGUGGCUUCCGUCAAGUGGUCUCGCGAUGGCAACUACUUGAUCUCUGGAGGCACAGAGACUGUUCUUGUUUUGUGGCAGCUGUCCACAGGCAAGCAGCAACACCUACCUCACUUGACUGCCGAGAUAGAAAACAUUGUCACCUCACCUUCGGGUGCAUUAUACUUGGUGAAACUGGCAAACACCUCCGUCAUCGCGUUGUCGACAACGGAAUUGAAGCCCAAGAUGAACAUAGUCGGAAUACAGGCCCAGCGUGUCGAGACCGGCAAAAUUUCCCCACAGCGAGAUCCCGAGCAUGACCGGACUACAUUAGCAAAGAAAGUGCCGAUGGUGGUUGAUCCGAAGGAUCACAAUCAGGUGCUUUUUACGGUACCAUCCUCUCAACCGUCAAACGAACAGGGAGGCGACCUCCAUGAGCCAUAUUUGCAAACGUUCGGCAUUGCGAGACAACAGCCCCUCUCCUCUCAGGCCCUCACCCGCAACAACGCCACCGAUCCAAAUAUGGCCCCAGAUGGGAAACGGAUAAAGGAACCGGAUGUCCAGUUUAUGCAGAUCAGCAAUGACGGGAGAUGGCUCGCCACGGUGGAGGAGUGGAUGCCCCCUCGCGCUGAUACCGACUACCUAGAUGAAGGAUUGCCGGAUUCCUACGAAAAAGAGCUCCUUGCCCGCAGGGAGAUCUAUAUCAAGUUCUGGCGGUGGGAUGAGAAGAACUCGCAAUGGGUUUUGGAGUCUCGCAUUGACUUUCCACAGACCCACAAAAACACCGCCGAGUAUUUGAAAACUCCUGUCCAAGAUCUCAUUGCGGACCUCUCCUCCCCCGGAUUUGCUACCGUUGGCCAAGAUCAUACGGUGCGGAUAUGGAGACCUAAAAAGACGAAAGACAGGUCCGUUACUUGGUUUUUGAAACGCUCGAUUGAGGUGCCCUGCAAUGUAGGCCGGCCUCGCUUCAAAUGGGAGGUCCAGUGGAACUGCCGUCUCGCUAUGUCUUCGGAUGGGUCCCUCAUGGCGGUGGGCGUGUCCGACGGAGAAUUCGGCGUCAUCCACCUCAUAAAUGCUUUUACAGGAGAAAUCAUACAUCAUGUCACGACACUCAACCUGGCCCAGAUAUCUUAUCUCGGCAUAAUACAUCGCCACCUGAUCGUCGCCAAACCAGACGGUGUCAGUCUCUACGAUGUCGGUAAAUACGAGAACACACCCGUCGAGCGGUCCGGGACUAUCGGCGAACUUGAUGCCUCGCUUGUUCGUUUCGCCAUCAAUCAUGAGACCAGGACCUUUGCCAUAGCAUACCCGAAGUGGAGUAGCGACAACCGGAUAGUUGGAUCGACGAUCUCCAUCUUUGACCAUUCGAACCCGAAGCCGCGCUGGGAAUCGACUCACCCACACUUUAUUCGAGCCCUUUGCUCCACGAAUGGCUACGAGGGCUAUGUGGCGUUGGACUCCACUGGCACUCUCAUAGUCAUCAGGCGUGAAGCCAGCGAUCUACAGAUUACUGCAAGCUAUCCCGAUUUGCGACGACGACAAAUGGUUGACUCUUCCUCUUCAGAGCCUGUGUCCUCUUCAGAGGAGAUUGAAGAGGCGGGUGAGGAGCACACUGGGACAGAGGCAAUUGACACCCUCGCAACUGGUGAUGGGCUGUUGCCGGAGAACGACAAGCCCGUUGUCACGGCGGAGCAGUUGGCGGAAGCGGUUGGUGCUGGGUUACCGUCACAUGCUUUGCCGCCCGUCCAGGACAUGUUUGAUGCGGUUUUCCGAUUAUAUUCCCGUAAGCCUAGGGUAUCACAGCAGGGCUCCUGA